Molecule: messenger RNA, 987 nt
Organism: Cyphellophora attinorum
Lineage: Eukaryota; Fungi; Ascomycota; Eurotiomycetes; Chaetothyriales; Cyphellophoraceae
Product: Alkaline ceramidase 3
Exons: 3
Coding region: 1-987 (328 amino acids)
Biological process (GO): ceramide biosynthetic process; ceramide catabolic process
Cellular component (GO): endoplasmic reticulum membrane
Source: RefSeq, a predicted model, not a curated record
AUGCAGUCCUGGCUACCCGCAAAGCCGUACCCUCCGCCAGACCAGCCAGGCUACUGGCAACCACAUUCCGCGACGCUGCAAUGGUGCGAGGAAGACUACUACGCCAGCUACUACUGCGCCGAGAUAGUCAACACCUUGACCAACAUCCUCUUCGUCUAUCUAUCCUACAAAGGCGUCCAGUCAUGCUGGAAAUAUGGCCACGACACAGUCUUUGCCGUCGCAUACUUUGGCUACUUCCUGGUUGGGUUCGGCUCUUUCAUGUUCCAUGCGACAUUGAAGUACCCCUGGCAGCUCGUCGACGAGCUUAACAUGAUCUACACGACCUGCUUGAUGGCAUAUGCGUCCUUGUCAUACGCCCGGUCCGUCCGGACGCAGGUCCUGCUCGGCAUUUCGCUCACACUGCUCUGCAUCGGUAUUACCGUGUACUACCACCACAUCCAAGACCCCACCUUCCACCAGCAAGUAUACGCCGCACUGACGGUCUUCAUCGUCUUCCGCUCCGGCUGGAUCAUGGAGACCAGCCUACGCCCGUCCCUCCGCAAAGCCGCACCAAGGACCGCAGCAGAAGACGCCCGAGAUCGUGCAAUACUCAAGAACAUGUGGUUCUUCGUAGCCUACGGCCUAACCAUCUUCCUAUCCGGCUUCGCGAUAUGGGGCAUAGAUAAUGUCUACUGCGGCACGUUGCGGCGCUGGCGUCGACAGAUAGGCUUGCCGUGGGGUAUCUUGCUUGAAGGGCACGGCUGGUGGCACCUCAUGACUGGUGUUGGGGCUUAUUGUUAUAUCGUUUGGGGCAUACAUCUGAGGAGGGUGCUGAAUGGCGAGCAGGAUAAGUUUGUUAUGUUUUGGCCGAAUUUGUGGACGCUGCCUGAGAUUGUGAGAGUGGACAGUGCGGGGCCUGGGGCUGCGACUGUCAAGGAGAAUGGUAAGGUCACUGGAAAGGCGAGCGGUGGACUAGCAGCGAACGGAGAGCUGAAGAAGAGGAAGUAG